Molecule: messenger RNA, 1488 nt
Organism: Puntigrus tetrazona (Sumatra barb)
Lineage: Eukaryota; Metazoa; Chordata; Actinopteri; Cypriniformes; Cyprinidae
Product: zinc finger protein 567
Exons: 4
Coding region: 214-1251 (345 amino acids)
Biological process (GO): regulation of transcription by RNA polymerase II
Molecular function (GO): DNA-binding transcription factor activity, RNA polymerase II-specific; RNA polymerase II cis-regulatory region sequence-specific DNA binding
Source: RefSeq, a predicted model, not a curated record
UCUAUACGGUGGUAUACGGUAAUUCAUCCCAUGAUCCUGUUCUCCAAAAUGCUAGAUAUGCUAUGAUUCUAUAUUCAGAAAUAUAGCCAAUACAGUGCCGUUGCAUGUUGAGAAUAUAAAAGCGGCUCGAGGCAGAGACUCUAGCGUUGACGGCGAAGGACGGGCGUUUACGAUAUACAUCCCCCAUAAAUGGUCCCGUGAGCGACGGACAUCAUGAAUACUGGGGAUUUUCAGACGCAGCUAACAUCCAUAAUGGAAAUGCUGGCAAAAACAGCCGUUGUGGAAAUAGGUAAACUUUUCGAGGAGAAUUCUCUGCUGCUGCGGUUAGAGAUUUCACGCUGUACAAACGAAAACGAAUCCCUGAAAAAGAAAUGCCAUUUUCUGGAGAAUGAACUUAGGUGUGCGCGGAAAAGCGCUGGGAAGAUGAACGGGACAGAAGCUCAAUUCAACCAUCCGGGACUUACAGAAGCCGGACGUCGCCCUGCAAUCGACAACGUCUUCGGUAAGGAAUGGUGCAUGAACCUCUGGAGACACGAGGAGUCACAUGUCGGAGAGCAGGAGGACACGCAUCUGGACUCUUCAGCCAUUGUAGAAGAGCCAGUAGAUUUACUAGACGACGAACCAGAUAUGAUCAUGAUCAAAGAGGAGACAUUUGAAGACUGCUCUGCGAAAAAUAACACGGAGGAAGUUGAAAAUUCCAGUUUGAGAGGACCUUCAGCGACCGGUGAUGAAAGAUGCGUCGCCCAGAGCUCUGAAGAUUUUAUCACGUACACGGUACCUUCAGAUGACCCAGUCCAGUCCAGCGUACAGCAGACGCCAGCUGAAGAGCAAGCUCUCGAUGGAACGAUCUCUACGCACGGAGAAAGCACAACAGAGCAAACGUUCCUCAGCCCACACAACCACGCAAGUACUCAAGAGGAGAAAAGGUUUGAGUGCGUGUUCUGUCGGAGAACCUUCAACAAACUAACCUACCUGAAAGCGCACAUGCGGACGCACUCCGGAGAAAAACCUUUCGUCUGCACGGUUUGCGGCAAAAGGUUCGCUCAAAAAACGUACCUCCGGAUACACCAGCGCACUCAUUCCGGGGAGAGGCCGUACUCGUGCAUGGAGUGCGGAAAGAGCUUUGCUCAGAAGAGCUCUCUAAACGUACACCUCCGCAGCCACACUGGAGAAAAACCAUAUAGCUGCUCAGAGUGUGGCAAAAGCUACGCGUACAAACAGGGUUUCAAUACACACCAGUGCUUCGGUUAAACUAGCAGUGCAUACCGAAGUGAACCAUUAUUUAAUCGCAUCUGUAUCGAAGUGUGCAUUACUCUGCAAUAUGAAUCAAAAUGUUCCUUCACAGAAACGUAUGUCCUUCAACAGUGUUUGGAUACGUGUUAUAGUCACCUGUGCAUUGACUUCACCUUCAUUUAGGACCAUCUAGAUGUGUAUUCAUUUGAACGGAGGGAUAAAUAAACAUGCUUUAAUAAACUUGACAUAAAGUAA